Vicia villosa (hairy vetch) is the source of this 759-nucleotide messenger RNA. RefSeq lists its product as uncharacterized. Bases 1 to 759 code for a protein of 252 amino acids. The transcript has a single exon. NCBI's taxonomy places the organism in Eukaryota, Viridiplantae, Streptophyta, Magnoliopsida, Fabales, Fabaceae. The record is from RefSeq and is a predicted model, not a curated record.
AUGAGAAGUGAAAAUGAUCCCAAUCUCUAUUUAAAAAGAACAUGUGAAUCUGAACUUAUGGUGGUAUGUUUAUAUGUUGAUGAUAUGAUAUAUUUUGGCUCUACAAAGCUUUUGAUUGGUGAGUUUAAGUUCAACAUGAUGAAGACCUUUGAGAUGAGAGAUUUGGGGUUGCUGCAAUAUUUUUUGGGGUUAGAAGUGAAACAAGGAAAAUAUGGCAUUUUCAUUUUUCAAAACAAGUAUGCCACUGAUCUUUUGAAGAAAUUUCAGCUAAGUAAUUGUGUGGCAGCUGCGACCCCUAUGAACAUAAACGAGAAGCUGCUAAAAGAAGAUGGGAGUGGAAAGACUGAUCCGAGAUGGUUUCGAAGCUUAGUAGGUGGUUUAAACUACUUAACACACACUAGACCUGAUAUUUCUUUUUGUGUAAGUGUUGUGUCUAGGUACAUGCAUUCUCCUACUAAGAAACACUUUGGUGCAGCAAAGAGAAUUCUCCGUUACUUUGCGGGUACGGUGGAUUAUGGAAUUCGGUAUGCUGAGGUUCCAAACUUCAAAUUAACCGGUUUCAUCGAUAGUGAUUGGGCUGGAUCCAUAGAUGAUCGAAAGAGUACUUCUGGCAAUGUAUUUAGUUUUGGAUCAGGUGCUGUAACUUGGAGUUCGAAGAAGCAAGAGACAGUUGCUUUAUCAACUAGCUCCUCAUUUGAAAAUGUUUUUCCUAGAGUUCUCAUACGACUCAUGAUAUGGGUAAAUCGUGUUUGCAUUUGA